Pochonia chlamydosporia 170 is the source of this 1731-nucleotide messenger RNA. RefSeq names its product general amino-acid permease GAP1. Gene Ontology annotation, biological process: amino acid transmembrane transport. Gene Ontology annotation, cellular component: membrane. The transcript is spliced from 3 exons. NCBI's taxonomy places the organism in Eukaryota, Fungi, Ascomycota, Sordariomycetes, Hypocreales, Clavicipitaceae. Bases 1 to 1731 code for a protein of 576 amino acids. The record is from RefSeq and is a predicted model, not a curated record. Gene Ontology annotation, molecular function: amino acid transmembrane transporter activity.
AUGGCGAAGUCUACUCCAUCCACUUUAGACCUGUCCCACAACCAUGUCGAGGACGUUGCAAUACCGCGCAACGAAGGUAUCCGGAGAAACAUUGUUCGGAGCUUCAAGAAAGACAACAGUUGUCCGCCAGCAAAUAAUUCUUCGCCAGACAACGAUAUCGAAGCUGGAGCACGCAAUGUGGCCACUUCUCCAUUACAUCGUCGCCUGAAGAGCCGACACCUUCAGAUGAUUGCAAUUGGCGGGUCUAUCGGUACCGGAUUGUUUGUUGGUUCGGGAGCAGUUUUGGCAGCAGGCGGCCCAGCAUCUGUCCUCAUUGCAUACUCCCUGAUAGGCUGCAUGAUAUAUUGCAUGGUGCAUGCCCUCGGGGAAAUGGCUGUUCUAUUUCCAGUUGCAGGAUCCUUUGCACACUACGCUACGCGUUUCAUUGACCCAGCCUGGGGCUUUGCCAUGGGGUGGAACUACGCACUCCAGUGGCUUAUAACUCUGCCACUGGAAAUCGUCGCCGCGUCUCUUACCGUCGACUUUUGGAACCCUGGCGUUCCCAACGCGGUGUGGGCAGCUGUAUUCUGGGUACUAAUUGUCUCGAUCAACUUGUUUGGGGUGAAGGGAUAUGGCGAGGCCGAGUUCUUGUUCUCCCUUAUCAAGGUCAUAGCUGUGGUUGGCUUCAUUAUCCUUGGCAUCAUCCUUGACUGUGGAGGCGGCCCUGACGGGAACUAUAUAGGUGGAAAGUACUGGCACGAUCCAGGUGCUUUCAAUAAUGGCUUUAAAGGGCUCUGCAGCGUUUUUGUCAAUGCAGCGUUUGCAUUCGGUGGCACCGAGCUUGUUGGUCUGGCCGCAGCUGAGACAGAAAACCCUCGCAAGUCUCUCCCUUCGGCUAUUAAACAAGUAUUUUGGCGGAUAACUCUGUUCUACAUCAUAUCUCUCACACUUGUCGGCCUCCUGGUUCCGUAUACACACGAAAGACUUGUGAGCGGGCAAUCAUCCGUCGAUGCACAAGCCUCUCCGUUUGUCAUUGCCAUUGAGAACGCGGGGAUCGCAGGACUGCCUUCGGUGAUGAAUGUUGUCAUUUUGAUUUCCGUGCUCUCCGUCGGGAAUUCUUCCGUUUACGCCUCGUCUCGGACCCUAGCCGCUCUUGCAGACCAGCAUCAAGCACCCCAAUUCCUGUCAUAUAUUGAUCGCAAAGGGCGUCCCAUCUGGUCCAUCUGCGUUGCGUCCGCUUUGGGACUACUUUGUUUUCUGGCGGCAUCCGAUAAGCAAACAGAGGCGUUUCUCUGGAUGGUGGCAAUCUCAGGACUGUCUUGUCUAUUCACGUGGGGCUCAGUGUGCCUCUGUCAUAUACGCUUCCGCCGCGGGUGGAAGGUCCAGGGGCAUAGCCUGGACGAGUUAACAUUCCGCUCACAGCCCGGCGUUAUUGGCUCUUGGGUAGGUUUUCUUUUCAUAUGUCUUGUUCUAGUGACACAGUUUUGGAUCGGUGUGGCACCUGUGGGCUACGAGACAAUGAGUUCCAUGGAAGUGGCCAAAUCAUUUUUCUCGAGCUAUCUUGCUGCACCGAUUGUUAUUCUCUGUUACAUUUCUUACAAGCUAAUCUUUCGAACCAAAUUUAUACGGUCGAAGGAAAUGGACUUGGUUACUGGUCGCCGCGAUAUGGACAUUCGUCAUGUGGUUGAGCCGGAGAGAGCCGAGCAAGCGCAAUGGCCAGCCUGGAAAAGGGUCUACAAGUGGUUCUGCUAG